Schistosoma turkestanicum is the source of this 2655-nucleotide messenger RNA. The record is from the annotation of a GenBank genome assembly. Lineage: Eukaryota; Metazoa; Platyhelminthes; Trematoda; Strigeidida; Schistosomatidae.
AGAUUCAUGUUACCUACUCCCCCAGCUUGUGAAAAAGGAGCACCAAGCUGGUCAUCACUGAAACGCAAGUCAUGGCUCUAUCCAGAUUCUUUAGACUGUGCUCGAGAUAAUGUUCAUAAGUAUCAUUUGCUGAAAACUAACAAAGCAACUGAGCAUAAACCUUUGUUAUUGCCUAAUUGUCUCUCUAGUUCACAUGCUCCAUCUGUCAGGAUACUUACAAUGAAAACACUGAAUACCAUUGAAAAUCAAUUUCCACUUAUCUUGUAUAAUAAUGAAAUGUUACGAGAAAAAUGUCUAUCACCUAUAAAUAAACUGUCACAUUUGUCUGAAAGUACCAAAGUAAGAAAGAAUUCAACAUCACCAAACAACAUUCAAUUAUUGAAACCAGCUCUCAAUUAUUCAGCAAUACCAUGGGAAACUAUUAAUAAUAAUGUAAAUAAACUUCUUUCUUUAAAUAAAAUAAAAUCUAUUAUGAAAUUCAAUUCGAAAAUAGCGAAAAAUUCAAAACAGAAUGUAACAAAAUUGCAUUUGUUAAAAAGUCAUUUUUUAUCGAAUGAAUACCAGUUAUUGAAAAAUUCAAAUGUUCAUCAAUUUAACAACAGUAAUAGGCUUCUACAACUACCAUAUUUAUGUCAUGCUGUUGAAAAAAAACUUGACUAUAAUAAAACUGGUAAUGAAUUGUUUAAUAAUUCUUUAACUUCGAAAGAAACAUAUCUUUCAAAUCGAAAAAAACCUACAGACUGUAAACCAACAUCGCAUGAACAUACAUUACAAAUGUUAACUUAUCCAAUUCUAAGUGAACAACAAUAUAACAAUGAAGAUCAACCGACAUUAAAUGAUAUUUCAUGGGCUUUAGAAACCACAAAAGAAAAUAUUCAACCUCAAUCUGUUAACAAUGUGAAAGAUGAUUAUACAUCACAGUGUAAACUCAUUCCAUCUAAUGAAAAUGAGAAAAAAUCUUAUCAUGACUUUGGAGUUCAAUUUAAUUUUGUUGAUUAUGGUGAACCUAAAACUCAAAUUGGUUUCAAUGCAUUCACUAAUUAUGAGAAUACAGCAUGGCCUUCAGAUUGUGUUGAACAAUUAUUGUCCAAUGAUAUUGCACAUGUCACUAAACAAUUUCUAAGUAUACAUACAUCUGACCUGAUAGAUUGGAAUAAUGAAGAUAUGAAGUAUAUUGAACCAUGUAUUCCAUUACACAUAGACUCAUCCAAUCUUUGUGAACAUAACAAUUCUAAUAUAACAACUACAAAUGUUAAUUUACAAUCAAGAAAACAACCAAUGGAAAUGAAUAAUACGAUUAGUCCGUCCGAAAUUUCACAAAAUGAAGCCUUGCAUGUGUCAAAGUUGCAAAUACAAACUUUAACUACGGAAAAUAAACCGGAAUCAAUGGCUGAUCUAGUUACAGCGAAAAAGUUACAAUAUUCAAAUACUGUAAACCAGGAAAACGGGCAAUCAAUGAAUAAUGAAAUUAGAUCAUUAUUAUCAUGUAACAAACAAACAUCUAGUAAUUUCCCCUUAGAUGUGGUGAAAGCGUUAAGCGAGAUCGAUAAUCGUCUAAAUGUGAUCGAUCAAGUUUCAGUUCAACUAGAACAAGAUCAUAAACGUAACCAAGAGCUGCUUGAGACAAUUAUUCAGUUGAAUAAGGAGCAAAAGCAAAUUAAUUCAUCUAAUCAGUUGGAUAAACUAAAUGAAAGUGAGCUAAUUUCCCAACAGCAAAGUCUACAUGAUGAAUCAAAUUUUAAAAGUGAUCAAUUACGUAAUCAAAAACCACUUGAUAGCAAAAUUAAUCCUAAUGUCCAAAAUCAAACACAUAAUUGCACAACCAUAAAGCAACAAACUAAACCGCCUAAACCAAAUCAAAGAUCAAAUUCAUUCUCUGGUCAUUUUGCUGAUGAACGUGAAAAACUUAGGAAAGAAAGACGAGAAGUUUCAAUAACUCGUCGUUGUAAUGAAGCUAAACAGUUUGUCAAUGAAAUUUUAUCAGAGAAUAUUUUACCAGUACAGUCAUCACCAAGGUUAACUCAAUCAAACAUUACAAAACCUUCAAAUACUCCAAUAAGACGAGGUCGAAGUCAAACUCGCAAUCGUGGUACAUUGAGAGUUUCGAGUUCACGUAAUUUUUCAAAGAAUAACAUUACUUCGUCUAAUCCAAAGCCGCCUACUCCUGUUCGUUUUAAUAAUAAUGGCCGAAGUGGAGUUACAGCUAGAGGAAUGUGUAACGUUGUGGGAAAUAAAAAACAACAAACGAAAAUUGUGCAGAAACCAUCUGUAUUAACUGAUUUACAUCUUGAUGCGCCAAAACACUUACCUUCUGAGGAUGACUUACAGACAACAAUUUUAAGUGACUGGUCACUAGAAAGCAAUGUGAAAAGAAUACUCUAUGGAGAUGAAGACGAAAGAUUUCGCAGUCCAUCUAGGCAACAAAGCACUGGUGGAGUUUCUAACUUUGAUCAGGAGUCGCCAAUUCCACAAAGUCCACAUUCCAUGCCAGAAACUGAUCUAUUCACUGAAAUAGGUGGUGUGCCAAGCACUAGCUUCAUUGAUUGGGAUGAGAUCGAUGAACUGAUUGGAGAAUUAUGACACUGAAUACAUGUUUUGAAUUUUGUUAAUAUAACAUGUAUCUUUAUUAUUUGUCCUUCUGUAAAAAAAUAGUGC